Messenger RNA from Aspergillus tanneri, 1245 nucleotides. RefSeq lists its product as uncharacterized. The record is from RefSeq and is a predicted model, not a curated record. Bases 1 to 1245 code for a protein of 414 amino acids. Lineage: Eukaryota; Fungi; Ascomycota; Eurotiomycetes; Eurotiales; Aspergillaceae. The transcript has 3 exons.
AUGCACACCAUCCAGAUUCACAACAAAUCCAACCACGACCAGAUCUUUGAGGUCCACGGAUGGAAUAAUAACAAGAAUAUAACCGUGAAGCCUGGUCAAACCUCAAAAAUCCCAGCUCCGGAUGGUAGCUCUGGAGCAGUUAUUGCUCUCCAUGACGGCCAUGAAGGUGAGCAAGUUGAAAUUACAAAGAAUGGCUACGGUGGAAAUGAUUUUCUUGAUGUCAGUAACAUUGUCGGAGCUGGUGGCAAUAUCACAGCUAUGCAGGUUGGGGACAAGACAACUCUGAAAGGAGACGCCAAUUUCAUGCAACAUAUGAAUACCGCCUGGAAGAAGGCAUCCAAAGACACCCGAGACAGGCUCAAGGGCCAUGUGUUUACUGACAGGGAGGGAAACGUUAAACGCAUUGGGCCUAUCAAAGAUUGCCCCGAACUCGAGAAGCUCGUUCGCACUUUCGCUGACGGCAAAACCUAUAUUGGAGUUGGUGCCUGGAACGGUAGCCCAGGAAAUGCCAACGAUAACGCCCAAAGCUCUGCCGCACAUGGGAACAAGGAUAUUUUGAUCACGUAUAGCGACGGAGACGCAUCUCCAGACCAUCCAGAGCAGCACAAGGAGAACCGUGCUGCGGGUGUCCAAGCCGCGAACGUGCAUCCUGCAACGGUAGCAAAUGUAGCGGCAACCCAGUCUCACAAACCGGGCAUCGUCCUCACCAACAAAUCCAACAAAGAAUGCACCUAUUUCUUCUACGACAACUACUGGAAUGGAAACGGUACCGCCGGAGCCAAUUUCGACAAGCCUCUCAAAAACGUCAAACUAGCAGCUGGAGCUCAGACCCAUGUUCCAUUGCCCACAUCAUUCAAGGGCCGUGUGCAGCGUGGUAAAGACCUCCCUGCCACCUGGGUGGAGUUCCAGAUAAGCGCGUCUAACGAUCACGCUGCACAUGGCGACAUCUCGCUUGAGCAAGGCUGUGAUGGUGCCGCAACCAUUGCUUCGACUGAUGGCAGCAAUCGCAAGAAUGGAUUCACACAUGAUGUCGUGAAGGAUGCACCUGCAGCCGCCUGCUCCAAGAAGCCCGAUGGCUCGAGAGCGCUUUCGACGACGAUGGGAAAUUGGAUGUCUGGGCCAAAUAAGGCCGCGAUCGAGUAUCUCAAUAAAGUUGUUGGGCAGAAGAAAGCAUAUAUUGUAGGGGGCAGUGGGACAGAUGACGUUGCGAGCAAGAACAACUGCCUUGCAGUUGAUAUGUACUGA